Molecule: messenger RNA, 1696 nt
Organism: Gymnodraco acuticeps
Lineage: Eukaryota; Metazoa; Chordata; Actinopteri; Perciformes; Bathydraconidae
Gene: ehd4
Product: EH-domain containing 4
Biological process (GO): endosomal transport; endocytosis
Cellular component (GO): cytoplasm; plasma membrane
Molecular function (GO): GTP binding; protein binding; calcium ion binding
Source: RefSeq, a predicted model, not a curated record
GUAUCUGUUGGAGCAGGAUUUCCCCGGGAUGCGGAUCGGUCCGGAGCCGACCACGGACGGCUUCAUCGCCGUGAUGUACGGUGAGAACGAGGGCAUCGUCCCCGGCAACGCUCUGGUGGUCGACCCCAACAAACCCUUCAGGAAGCUCAACGCGUUCGGAAACUCCUUCCUCAACAGGUUUAUCUGCUCUCAGAUGCCCAAUCAGGUUCUCCAGAGCAUCAGCAUCAUCGACACUCCUGGCAUCCUGUCUGGAGAGAAACAACGCAUCAGCAGAGGUUAUGACUUCACGGAGGUCUUGCGGUGGUUUGGAGAGCGCGUGGAUCGGAUCAUCCUGCUGUUCGACGCUCACAAACUGGACAUCUCUGACGAGUUUUCCGAAGCCAUCCGAGCCUUCAAAGGACAAGACGACAAGAUCCGGGUCGUCCUCAACAAGGCCGACCAGGUGGACACGCAGCAGCUCAUGAGGGUUUACGGCGCCCUCAUGUGGUCGCUGGGGAAAGUGAUCAAUACUCCUGAGGUGGUGAGAGUCUAUCUGGGAUCCUUCUGGGGCAAACCCCUGCAGAACACUGAGAACAGGCGUCUGUUUGAGGCGGAGUCUCAGGAUCUCUUUAAGGACAUCCAGAGUCUCCCGAGGAACGCGGCGCUGCGUAAACUGAACGACCUCAUCAAGAGGGCGCGGCUGGCCAAGGUGCACGCCUACAUCAUCAGCCACCUGAAGAAGGAGAUGCCGUCUCUGUUUGGGAGAGAGAAGAAGAAGGAGGAGCUGAUCAUGAGGCUGCCUGAGAUCUACACCCACCUGCAGAGAGAGCACCACAUCAGCCCCGGAGACUUCCCCAGCGUCACCAAGAUGCAGGACAUGUUGCAGCACUACGACUUCAGUAAGUUCCCGUCUAUGAAGAUAAAGCUCAUCGAGUCUGUGGACAAGAUGUUGGCCACGAAGAUUGCCGGCCUGAUGACGAUGAUCCGUGACGAAGAGUCCAAAGCGCCUCCGGUCCUCGUGUCGGGCGGAGCCUUCGAGGGCUCCCAGGACGGGCCCUUCGGUCACGGAUACGGAGAGGGAAUAUGCGCCGGAUCGGACACGGAGGACUGGAUCGUGAGCCGCGAGAAGCACCGCUACGACGAGAUCUUCUACAUGCUGAUGCCCAUCAACGGCAAGAUCACCGGCGUCAACGCCAAGAAGGAGAUGAUGAACUCGCGGCUGCCCAACACGGUGCUGGGGAAGAUCUGGAAGCUGGCCGACUGCGACAAGGACGGCAUGUUGGACGACGAGGAGUUUGCGCUCGCUCAGCAUCUUAUGAAGGUCAAACUGGAGGGUUAUGAGCUGCCCAGCGAGCUGCCGGAUCACCUGGUGCCGCCGUCACACCGCAAAAACCCCGACGCGGAGGCACUGUACAACAACAGCGAGGACUAGAGCGCGGAGAGGUAAACGAAAGAAGACUGAGCUGAGAGGAAGUCCAAAUGUACAAACUCACCAGCUGAUAUUCAGACUAACUAUCAGCAAACUGACAGAAGAGAUGGUCGAAUUCAAUGUUUAGGAUUUACUCACCGAGGAAUCCAAUCACCUGCUAAUCGCACAGUCAAAUGUAUAAACCAAUUAAUGGCGUUAGGAAGUAAAAACGAAAUAUAAGAUGUAUCUAUAUUGUACAAUUCAGCUGAGCUCAACGCACCAAAGAGGAAAUAAGAUUAUGUAGACGUA